Cyphomyrmex costatus is the source of this 1291-nucleotide messenger RNA. RefSeq names its product THAP domain-containing protein 1. Lineage: Eukaryota; Metazoa; Arthropoda; Insecta; Hymenoptera; Formicidae. The record is from RefSeq and is a predicted model, not a curated record. Gene Ontology annotation, molecular function: sequence-specific DNA binding. The coding region runs from base 49 to 960 and encodes 303 amino acids. The transcript is spliced from 5 exons.
UAUAAGAUUGUUUAUGUAAAAAGUUUUUCCUUUAAAAUUUUUGUGACAAUGAGGCGAUGUUGCUUUUGUAAUACUAUAAGAACUCAUGAAUCUAGAGUAACAUUUCACAAGUUUCCUCUUAAAGAUCAACGUCUUUUAAAACAGUGGAUAAAUAAUUUUCCUACAAAAAAUUGGACACCAACAAACUCGGCCAUCUUAUGCUCUAACCAUUUUACAGAAGAUUGUUUUGAGCGUUCAGCAUUUAAAGUACGAUUAAAACCCAACAGCAUUCCAACGCGUUUUGAUAAUCCUCCCCAUUCCUUCUGUAUAUAUUGUAAACGCAAGCGUAUAUAUAAAUCAGGAUAUUCUUUUUUCAAGUUCCCAGUAGACAAAUCAGAUCUUUUAAAAAAGUGGCUUGAUAAUAUUGGAAUCAAGAAUUGGACUCCAAACAGCAGCAGUCUUUUAUGCUCUGAACAUUUUGAAGAAACUUGUUUUCGCAAGAUAGGAAAAUAUUUGAAGCUAAAAGAGGGAAGUGUUCCAACAAUAUUCAAGGUUGAAUAUUUUAGCAAUAUAAAGUCAGAAACAGUUCCUCUUUGUGAGACAGAAUUUAAUCAAAAGAUACACUUUAAUGAUAAUAAUGAGUUUAACCCUGUACAACAAGCUUCUUGCAAUGAAUUAAGAAAUCAAAUACAUUCAGCAGAAGAAAAUGUAGACAAGUUAUCAAUGUCCAAUAAUACUGGAUCAUGGAUUAUAAGUUCAAUAAUUCAUGAUCAUCAUUAUGAUGCUUCUCCAGCAUCUCCAGCAAUACUACGUAGAAAGCUUAUAAAAAAUCAAGAAAUGUUAAAGAAUAAGAACCAUAUUAUUAAACUUCAGAAACGACAGCUUCAACGCCUUCGAAUACGCUUAAUGGACUUGAAAGAAAUAAUAAUGAGAUUACGGCGUCAGCGCAUGGUAAAGCCAAUGCAUCAGAAAAUUAUUUGAGCUGUAAUGUAAAAGAAUUUAUAGAGUGUCUUAAAAAGAUGAUAAGUUGUUGACCAAACGCCAAUGCCCACAAAUUUUGCAUUAACUACAUUUUUAUUCAUCUCGUCUAUAUAAUUGUGUGUGGAAAGAUGAACAGCAAGGCUUUGCCUGCAGCAAGUGCAUUAAAAUCGUGAUACUAUUCUAUAGAGAGCCAGAGUUUGUUUUGAAAAGUUUUAUAACGUUAAAAUGUAAAUUGUUUGUAAAGUUAUAAAAUUAACAGAACAAUCAUUUAUCAUGCAAUUACAAUAAAGGUUUUUUGCUAACUGAAUCUCGGUUUUAAUCAAUUGUGCAA